This is a messenger RNA of Clonostachys rhizophaga, 1569 nucleotides long. NCBI's taxonomy places the organism in Eukaryota, Fungi, Ascomycota, Sordariomycetes, Hypocreales, Bionectriaceae. The record is from the annotation of a GenBank genome assembly.
AUGGUCCAUCUGUCGGGAAUCCCGGAUAAGAAUCUCAACGCAGAUGGUCUGAGUGCUGGCAGAUUAACUCCUCAGCCUGAUGGCAGGAGAACUCCCCAGCUCCAGCUCAUCAACUUCCCUGAUCAGUUCACCACCAGUGUCUACGGUUCGAGAUUUGCUGGCGAGGACCUUCCCCGCACUAAGAUGCCCGAAUGCGAGAUGCCCCGCGACAUCGCCUAUCGUAUGAUCAAGGACGAUCUCAGUCUCGACAACAACCCCAAGCUAAAUCUUGCUUCUUUCGUCACCACUUACAUGGAAGAGGAAGCUGAAAAGCUCAUGGCCGAUGCUUUCCCCAAGAACUUUAUUGACUACGAGGAGUACCCUCAAUGUGCUGAGAUCCAAAAUCGCUGUGUCAACAUGAUUGGCGAUCUCUUCCACGCACCCGCUGGUACCGCUGUGGGCACCUCGUCGGUCGGCUCCUCCGAGGCCAUCAUGCUCGCCGUGCUCGCCAUGAAGAAGCGCUGGAAGCAGCGUCGCCAGGCCGAGGGCAAGCCAACCGACCAACCUAACCUGGUCAUGUCCUCCGCCGUCCAGGUGUGCUGGGAAAAGGCCGCCAGGUACUUCGAAGUCGACGAGAGGCUUGUGUACUGCACACCCGAGAGGUAUGUCAUCGACCCUGAAGAGACAGUCGCUCUGUGCGACGAGAAUACCAUUGGUAUCUGUGUCAUCUUGGGCACGACGUACACCGGUGAGUACGAAGACGUCAAGACUGUCAACGACCUCUUGGUUGAGAGGAACAUCGAUGUUCCCAUCCACGUCGAUGCUGCCAGCGGUGGCUUCGUCGCGCCAUUCACCGUCCCUGACCUAGAAUGGGAUUUCCGCUGUGAAAAGGUGGUGUCCAUCAACGUCUCUGGUCACAAGUACGGUCUUGUCUACCCUGGUGUGGGCUGGGUCCUCUGGCGAGCUCCCGAAUACCUUCCCAAGGAACUCGUCUUCAACAUCAACUACUUGGGUGCCGACCAGGCUUCGUUCACCCUUAACUUCUCCAAGGGAGCUUCACAGGUGGUGGGACAGUACUACCAACUCAUCCGCCUGGGUAAGCACGGAUACCGCUCCAUCAUGAGCAACCUUACACGCACAGCCGACUACCUCACUCGCUCCCUAGUACAGCAAGGGUUCAUCAUCAUGUCCAAGCCCUCUGGUGAGGGACUGCCUCUAGUCGCCUUCCGCUUUGCUCCUGAUGAGGACCGCGGAUUCGACGAAUUUUCCCUCGCAAGGACUCUUCGUAGCCGUGGUUGGGUCGUCCCCGCCUACACCAUGGCUCCCCACACGGAGGAGCUCAAGAUGCUUCGUGUCGUUGUUCGGGAGGAUUUCUCCCGCAGCAAGUGCAACAUGUUGAUCAAUGACAUCAAGCUAUGUGUCGGACUCCUCAAAGAGACUAACCAGGAGGUCCUGAGGAGACAAGACGCUUACAUCCAGAAGCACAUUCUUUCAAGUGGCAAGCUCCGAAAUGACGCGAGCCCAACAGCCUACAAGAAUGAAACGCAUUCUAUCCAAGGCAAGACUGGAAAGACUCACGGUAUCUGUUAA